CUGAAUGAAACCCAUUUUAUUGGGGGCACUGGGUCUGUGUAUCCCACAACACACAGCAGUCUGUUUGCUCCAGUGUUAAAUCUGAAGAGACGUUACGGUUGAAGGAAAAAGUGGAGACCCACAACGCGCAGCGGCAAACAAGGACCUGGUCCGCUCUCCUUCAGUUCCUCCCUUCAAGUAUCGCUCGCUCUCUCCAGUCGACCGUGGAGAGGUGGAGUGAGAUGCACCCACAGCGCCCGCUGCCCCAGGCCAUGCCCUCCUCAAUGGGCCAAAACCUGAGCGAUGCAGCUCUGAGGAUGGGCCAUGGCAGGAAAUUGCUGGGAGGGAAUGUGGCUUAUGGAGUUAUCCAGUCUCUUAAAGAGUGCCUCUACUUCCUGCUCUGCUGCUGGUGCAUCAAAGAGAUGCUGGACUAAGAGAAAGAGCGUUUGAGCAAGUGGAUGAUUGAUCACGGAUGUGUUGAUGCUUUGGCCUGAAUCCAGAUUUCUUCACACACAGGCAGAAACUCAUGCCUCACAAGUCUCUGGCACUCUAGAGCAGGCAGGCGAUCACAUCCCUGUCGACAUGCUGGUGGCAUUCAAACAUGUUUUAACUGACACCGUUUGAGAAACUUGUGCAAUAAAUGAAAAAGAAAAAACAUUG
Carassius carassius (crucian carp) is the source of this 639-nucleotide messenger RNA. RefSeq names its product lens epithelial cell protein LEP503-like. The transcript is spliced from 2 exons. Gene Ontology annotation, biological process: multicellular organism development. Lineage: Eukaryota; Metazoa; Chordata; Actinopteri; Cypriniformes; Cyprinidae. Bases 222 to 413 code for a protein of 63 amino acids. The record is from RefSeq and is a predicted model, not a curated record.